Manihot esculenta (cassava) is the source of this 1460-nucleotide messenger RNA. Its product is annotated as blue copper protein-like. The coding region runs from base 75 to 1166 and encodes 363 amino acids. Lineage: Eukaryota; Viridiplantae; Streptophyta; Magnoliopsida; Malpighiales; Euphorbiaceae. The transcript is spliced from 4 exons. The record is from RefSeq and is a predicted model, not a curated record. Gene Ontology annotation, molecular function: electron transfer activity. Gene Ontology annotation, cellular component: plasma membrane.
CAUAUCCGAAGUUGGUUUUUCUUCUUAUACAAUAUAUAACAAGAAUAUAUAUAUACUACUUAGAGCUUCUUCUAAUGGCUUCCCGUCUUGUUUUCUUCAUUUUCAUGCUGAUUGCUGCCAUUGUUCCAACAAGCAGAGCUAGGUGGAAGGAGUUCAUUGUUGGAGAUGAAGCAGGAUGGACACUAGGAUUUGAUUAUCAAGCUUGGGCUCAGGGCAAGAAGUUUCACGUUGGAGACAAGCUUGUAUUUAAAUAUCAUGUUGGAGCUCACAACGUCUUCAAGGUGAAUGGAACUGGGUUUCAAAACUGCAUUAAGCCAAAGGUAGGUGAGGCAUUAAGCACUGGAAACGACACAAUCGUUUUGGCAACUCCAGGAAGAAAAUGGUAUGUUUGUGGAGUAGGCAAGCAUUGCGAAAAUGGCAUGAAACUUGUUAUAGAUGUGUUCCCACUUCCAGAACAAGCUCCCAAGCCCAGCCCACCUGCUCCACUCACUUAUGGUAAAGAAUUCAUAGUCGGAGAUGAUGCAGGAUGGACACUAGGAUUUGAUUAUCAAGCUUGGGCUCAAGGCAAAAAGUUUCACGUUGGAGACAAGCUUGUAUUUAGAUAUUAUGUGGGAGAUCACAACGUGUUCAAGGUGAAUGGAACUGGAUUUCAAAACUGCAUUAAGCCAAAAGUAGGUGAGGCACUAAGCACUGGAAACGACACAAUCGUUUUGACAACUCCAGGAAGAAAAUGGUACGUUUGUGGAGUAGGCAAACAUUGCGAAAACGGCAUGAAACUUUUUAUAAAUGUGUUCCCACUUAAUGCACAAGCUCCCAAGCCUAGCCCGCCACCUGCUCCUCUCACUUACGGCAGAGAAUUCAUAGUCGGAGAUGAAGCUGGGUGGAGACUAGGCUUUGAUUACCAAGCUUGGGCUAGGGACAAGCAUUUCCGAGUUGGUGACAAGCUUGUGUUUCAAUAUUACCCCGGAGCUCACAAUGUGUUUAAGGUGAACGGAACUGGCUUCCAGAACUGCAUUAGGCCACCGGCAACUGAGGCUCUAACAACCGGAAAUGACACAAUAGUUUUGGCAACUCCGGGAAGAAAAUGGUACAUCUGUGGAGUUGGGCAACACUGCGAGAAAGGGAUGAAACUUUUCCUGACUGUGCUGCCACCUGCAACUGCUUAAUUAAGAACCCUAUACACCAAAGAGCUUGUGUGUCUCGGGGAACUAGCUACUUGUCAAUUAUUCAUUAACUGUCAGAUUAUAGUAUGUGUCUGAGGUUAAUGUCUCCAUUGUUGUUUUAUUUGUAUGUUUUGUUGAAGGAGUGUGGAUGAGUGAAGCUUCAGAAUUAUUGCAACUAGCUUUUAUCGGAUAUAUAUGUCCUAAAGAAUUUGGAGUGAUCGAAUGCCUUUCAAUCAAACAACAGUUGUCUUUUCAAUUCUGCUGCUCGUUAAUUUAGUGGAAUGCUUGAAUAUAAGA